This is a messenger RNA of Colletotrichum navitas, 914 nucleotides long. RefSeq lists its product as uncharacterized. Bases 160 to 708 code for a protein of 182 amino acids. Lineage: Eukaryota; Fungi; Ascomycota; Sordariomycetes; Glomerellales; Glomerellaceae. The transcript has a single exon. The record is from RefSeq and is a predicted model, not a curated record.
UGCGCGCAGAUGGCGCCCGGGAUUUGAUGAUUGACAAAUCAAACAGCCAUCAGAGCUUCAUUUAGAGAAGAAACACUUGGCAGAGAAAGAUGGAAAGAAAAACAUAAACUCACCAAAAAAAGAUACGGCUCCAAGUGAUUUCGUUUAAGCGAUCCAGAAAUGUAUCGACGGACCCCGGAGAGAGGAAAGGGUUUCGUCGGGGUGGGCUCCGUGGAGCCUCAACUUUCCAUGGAGGGUCCCCGCCCAAAUCUCCCAUCGCUACCGCUCUUUCACAGAAACGCCCCUGAACCAAAGCCAACGACGAUGGCGGCGCGGCAGAACCACCUCCCACCCCCUCUUUCGACCGGGGGAAAGGGAAAGAGAAGCUCAGCCUCGUUAGUCUGCGACGUCGUGCGGACUGCGAGGUUUUUUCUUUUUUUGGGGGGGGGGGGGGGGGGGGGUGGCUUCCACCUUCCCCCCACAGAUCAUUGCUUUUGGAGCCGAAGGGCCCGUAAGCGGCGGGUACUCGUUAACAUGGUUGAAAUUUUGGUACUUCCACUUUUUGGGCCAUGGACGUUAGGGAUUGGUGACAAAAGUCUGGGGGGCUUUUUCACCAUCAAAACCGUUCUCUCUCUCUCCCUCAUCCUUCAUCCGAUAAUGGCUCAUAUUUUUCACAUCUCGUCAAGACAACUCGCUCGUAUGUACUGCUUUUCGUUGUGCAGUACCUAGUUCAGAGGGGGGGGGGGGCGGCGAUGGCAUAACAUACCAUCGACUUGAGUUCCCCCCUACUAUAAUAUUGCUUGAAGGAGCGGCACUAUAGUAAAAUACCAAAAAUGCAUGGUUCCGAGACGGCAGCGGUAGCAUGAUUCGCGGCAGCAGCGCGCCCCUUUGGGAGGGGGGAGAGAGAUAAGGAAACUCUCUUCAUUGGGUCGCGU